This is a messenger RNA of Sesamum indicum (sesame), 1783 nucleotides long. RefSeq names its product SUN domain-containing protein 1. Gene Ontology annotation, molecular function: protein-membrane adaptor activity. The record is from RefSeq and is a predicted model, not a curated record. Gene Ontology annotation, cellular component: nuclear envelope. Lineage: Eukaryota; Viridiplantae; Streptophyta; Magnoliopsida; Lamiales; Pedaliaceae.
AAAAGAACAAAAGUUCCACAACUAGCGCAUGGAAUUUGUUCUCUCCUCAUAAUGAAGAUAAAAUUCUUUUUCAUUCUGCAAGCUUCCAUACUGGUUUUUGAUCCGUCUUUAAAUUGAACAAUCACAUCGGAUAAAAUUCGCCUCGAAAGUUAGGCUUAGUACCAAGAAUUGCAGAUUUUUUCAAAUGUCCGCAUCUACCGUCUCCGUUACGGCGAAUCAAGGGCCAACCACUCGCCGCCGAGCAGUCGAGAAGAAUCCUCCCACUGGGGGUCCAGAUUUAGCCGCCGCCAAUGUCACAGUGGCUGAAAAUAAAGACGCCAGGCUGACAGCCGGUGACACGGCCGCUGCAAUUUUGAGGGAUGCGAGGAAAACCCCGGCCCAAACCCAGUCGAAAAAGUCUGGCCUGGCCCGGAAGUCAACGAAGCCGCGAUGGCUGACUGCAGUUAGCAUUCUCACUAAGAAUUUAGCGUUACUUGUAGUUAUAUUGGGGUUUGUGCAGAUGAUUCGGUGGGUGGUGUUGAAUUCGGGCCCUGAUACGAGAGAUUUUUCAGUGAUUUCCGGGGAUUUUGACGGGAGGUUUGCUGAGGUGGAGAAGUUUGUUAAGACGACAGUGAAGGCAAUGCAGGUUCAGGUGAAUGCCAUUGAUCGGAAACUCGAGGAUGAGAUUAGUUUGGUGAGGAGGGAGUUUGAUGAGAAAGUGGAAAAGAAGGGGGACGAAAUGGAUUUGAAGUUGAAAGCAUUGGAUGCAAGAAGUGAUGCUUUUGAGAAGUUUAUGGAUGAGUUUAGAACUAAGAGUUUGCUGUCAAAGGAAGACUUUGGUGAGUUUUUUGAGGAGUUCAAAAAGGCCAUGGAAAACCCUGGUCGUGGUGAGGUUAGUUUGGAUGAGAUUAGGGAUUAUGCAAGGGAGAUUGUGGAGAAGGAAAUUGAGAGGCAUGCGGCUGAUGGAUUGGGUAUGGUGGAUUAUGCAUUGGCAUCAGGAGGGGGCAGGGUGCUGAGGCAUUCGGAGCCAUAUGGUGGUGGGGUUUGGUUUCUGAAUAGGGUUAGUCCUGAAGCGGGAAAGAUGAUUAGGCCAAGCUUUGGGGAGCCUGGGCAAUGCUUUCCUCUCAAAGGGAGCAGUGGCUUUAUUGAAAUCAGGCUAAGGUCUGCCAUUGUUCCAGAAGCUGUGACUCUGGAACAUGUAGCUGAGAGUGUUGCUUAUGAUAGGUCCAGUGCCCCCAAGCACUGUAGAGUUUCUGGAUGGCUGCAAGAACAAGAUUCAACUGAUUCGGAAGUUGGUAGUAAGAAGAUGCUUCUUUUGACUGAAUUUACCUACGACCUUGAGAAGAGUCAUGCUCAAACUUUUAAGGUGGAGUCAGCAUCAUCUAAUCUUGUGGACACUAUUAGGAUUGAUUUUACAUCCAACCAUGGGAGUGCUACUCAUACAUGCAUCUACCGACUAAGGGUACAUGGUCAUGAACCGAGCUCUGUCCCAAUGUUGGAAAAGCAAUCGUGAUGCAGCCUCUAGUUCUUUGUUACUCGUGUUUUGUUUUUAGCACACUUUAUUUUAGUUCGCUUAUGUAUCCUCUAGGAGUUGUUUCAUCUUGUGAACUUUGUGUAAAUUUCUUAGCCGAUUACGUGUUCCCAUGUCCUAGAUGCUACCUACUACCGGCCCUGUUUGUCUUCCGUAUCUAGGAGCUUGAUGUAGAAAUGUUCUGCAAAAAUUGUCACGUCUUUUGUGUAAGUUAAAUGUAUCAUCAUCAGCCAUAUCAAAUCUUGUCACAUACCUGUUGGUGGAUUUACCAAU